CGUAACUCUUAAGAUCCAACCAUUGGUAUUACGUUAUUCCAUUAAUUUCUGUCCAUGGAAGUUACGAAAAAAAUUAAAUUAAAUUACAAUACAUUUUAUUAAAAAAAAAGUACAGACACUUGUUUUAAAAAUGUAAAAUAUAUUUAAAUUACUUUAAAUAAUUGAAAAAAUGAUUAGACACAAAAUUAUAUAUUAUCAUAAUUUUAUAUAGGUUUGUACAUUCGAAUUAAAAAGAAUGCGGAAACAACGUGGAAGCUACAUCGUAAAUAAUCUUUAAGUGUUGUAGGAAGAGGAAGACGACGAUUAACAGCUGAUAUAGCUGAUAUUGUAUUAAUGAGCGUUAUGAAUAUAAGGCACUCAGCGACUACUACUGACUGUAAUAUAACAUAGUAAAUUUGACAGAGAAGUUCAACGAAUAAUUCGUUCAAGGUAGAUUGUAUUUUUGUAGGUGAAAUUCGUAAUCUAAUACAUAUGUCGUGGAUAACGAAGUGUAACUUGAACUGGCUGCAACUCCUGACUCUAAGGAUCAUAAAGACCGGAAAUGUUCCCAGGCAUGUGGCGUUUAUCAUGGAUGGUAACAGACGUUACGCGAAUAAACAGAACGUGGCAAAAAAGGAAGUAUAUUCCAAGGGGUAUGCAUCUUUAAAACGAAAGUUUGCAAAUACGCUAGUCUGUAUUUGUGUUAUAUAUUUUAUUUGCGACAGGUUUAAAAAACUUUUUGAAAUGUUGGGUUGGUGCGUGUAUCUUGGAAUUAAAGAGGUCACAGUUUAUGCUUUUAGCAUAGAUAACUUUAAACGUAGCAAAGAGGAAGUUGACGAGCUCAUGAACCUUAAUAGGCAGAAGCUUAACAGUCUCUUACAAAAUAUGGAUUCAUUGAUGGUUGCUGGAGUGUGCAUUCGUGUGAUUGGAAAUUUGUCCUUGAUUCCAGAAGAUAUAAACCGAUUAAUCGCUCAAAUUAUGAUUAAAACUAAGGAUAAUAAUAAAGGAUUUUUAAAUCUUGCUAUCUCUUAUACAUCAAGAGAUGAACUUACCCAUGCAAUUAAAGAUAUAGCAACGGGUGUAAAAAAUACUGAAAUUUUGCCAGAAGAUAUUACUGAAGAUUUGAUUUCUGAUUGUUUGUACCUAUCCUCAAGUCCAGAUUUAUUGAUUCGUACUUCCGGAGAAGUUCGACUUAGUGACUUCCUCAUGUGGCAACUUUCCAAUGCUUGCCUCUACUUUACUGAUACAUUAUGGCCUGAUAUCAGUAUAUGGAAUUUGCUCGGUGCAGUCUUUUAUUAUCAAAAAUGUUAUUCUGACUUGCAAAAACUUAAAAACAAUUCGAAAACAAUAGCGCCUAACAGUAGAACAUCCAAGUACAUUGCUAAGUUCUACUGUGAACGUGAAAUUACGAUCGAAAAUAUGUAUCAAUCAACAGCUUAAUCUUAAAAACAAAUGAAUUUUUUUCUAGUAUCAGUGAAAUAUGCUGAAAAUCUAUUGUAUAUGCCUAGAGUUUUAUUUUAAAUCAACUUUCCCUUGUAGUAGAAUUUUUUCUCAAUUUUAUUCUAUUUUGUGACUUAAUGUUGACCAAUUAAAUUAUUACAAUAAUUAAAUGUUAUUAUGUCUUUAUCAGCAAAAUUAAUGGUAAAUUUACAGACAUUUGAUAUUUAUAUAAUUAUAAAAGAAACUAAUUAUAAAAGAAACUACUUAAUUAACCAAUUAAACAAAGACAAUUAUAUGGAAACUAAUAUCAACGUUUGUACAAGUAUUUGUUCUAUUUUUUAUAAUUUUGUAAACUCAGGGAAAUAAUUACAGAUACUUUCAGUCACGUAAGAUAUUUUAAAAAAUAAAUAAAAAUUAUUAAAGGAUUAAUUGUCUUUUGUUUAAUAUAAACUGAACAUGAUAUUAUAUCUGAAUAUUGAAAUACUUGAACAAUAAAACAAUUACCAAAA
Messenger RNA from Solenopsis invicta (red fire ant), 1928 nucleotides. Its product is annotated as dehydrodolichyl diphosphate synthase complex subunit DHDDS-like. Gene Ontology annotation, cellular component: dehydrodolichyl diphosphate synthase complex; endoplasmic reticulum. The coding region runs from base 472 to 1419 and encodes 315 amino acids. The transcript has 4 exons. Gene Ontology annotation, biological process: polyprenol biosynthetic process. Gene Ontology annotation, molecular function: ditrans,polycis-polyprenyl diphosphate synthase [(2E,6E)-farnesyl diphosphate specific] activity. Lineage: Eukaryota; Metazoa; Arthropoda; Insecta; Hymenoptera; Formicidae. The record is from RefSeq and is a predicted model, not a curated record.